AUGCUUACUCCCAGAAGAGCCGUUGCGGCAGCCGCCUUCUUCCUAAUCGUCUUCUACCUAAUUUCCUCCUCCCACGAUUCGACGACCGCCGCAAAGGCUCCUGUCGCUGCCUCCAACCAUGACACGACAAAAUCCCCCAAGAAUCCCUCCGAUAUCACUCCUUCAGGGGACAGCAUUGAGCCAUCUGCUCCCAAGAAAGUCACAGCUCAGAAGCCCAUGAUGGACAUGUCCAAAAUGUCGCUGUACGAAAAGCUUGAAUACCAAUAUCCCUACGAUGUUGAAACCCGUUUCCCUGCCUACAUCUGGCAGACGUGGAAGUGGACGCCCGCCGAGGAGCAAUUCACUUUCCGCGAGCAGGAAGCCUCCUGGACCGAGCAACACCCUGGCUUUGUUCAUGAGGUGAUUACCGACAAGGUUGCCAUUAACCUGCUUCGUCUGCUCUACGCCUCCGUUCCCGAGGUCCUCGCAGCCUACGACGCCCUUCCCCUGCCGGUCCUCAAGGCCGACUUCUUCCGAUACCUGAUUCUGCUCGCCCGCGGCGGCAUCUACUCCGACAUUGAUACCUAUGCCAUCCGGUCUGCUCUCGAAUGGGUUCCUGAGCGCAUCCCGCGAGAGAGCAUUGGCCUCGUGAUUGGCAUCGAGGCCGACCCCGAUCGUCCUGAUUGGAAGGAUUGGUACAGCCGCCGUAUUCAGUUUUGCCAGUGGACAAUCCAGUCCAAGCCCGGCCACCCUGUCAUGCGUGAGAUCGUCGUCCGCAUCACCGAAGAGACGCUGAAGCGCAAGAAGGAGGGUAAGCUGGACAACAUUGUUGACAAGAACGUGGUCGAGUUCACUGGCCCAGCCGUAUGGACUGAUACCAUUUUCGACUAUUUCAAUGAUCCGCGCUUCUUCGACAUGAAGAACUCCAAGGGCGCCAUCGAUUGGAAGAACUUCACUGGCAUGGAGACAUCCAAGAAGGUUGGCGAUGUUGUCGUACUUCCCAUCACUAGCUUCAGCCCUGGCGUGCAACAAAUGGGCGCCAAGGAUUACGAUGACCCCAUGGCUUUCGUCAAGCACGAUUUUGAGGGCACUUGGAAGCCCGAAGAGUUGCGCCACAUUGGCGAGCAGAAUGAAGAGUCUUGA
Messenger RNA from Colletotrichum truncatum, 1122 nucleotides. RefSeq names its product initiation-specific alpha-1,6-mannosyltransferase. Gene Ontology annotation, biological process: protein N-linked glycosylation. The record is from RefSeq and is a predicted model, not a curated record. Lineage: Eukaryota; Fungi; Ascomycota; Sordariomycetes; Glomerellales; Glomerellaceae. Gene Ontology annotation, cellular component: mannan polymerase complex. Gene Ontology annotation, molecular function: alpha-1,6-mannosyltransferase activity.